Molecule: messenger RNA, 606 nt
Organism: Fulvia fulva
Lineage: Eukaryota; Fungi; Ascomycota; Dothideomycetes; Mycosphaerellales; Mycosphaerellaceae
Exons: 2
Coding region: 1-606 (201 amino acids)
Biological process (GO): glutathione metabolic process; L-phenylalanine catabolic process
Molecular function (GO): glutathione transferase activity; maleylacetoacetate isomerase activity
Source: RefSeq, a predicted model, not a curated record
AUGACACUCCGACUGAUCAGCGCAACACCUUCGCCAUAUGCUCGCAUCAAUCGCAUUGCGAUGAUCGAGAAGGGCAUUGACUUCGAACUUUCAGGCGAGAUCCCAUGGCACAACGAUACGGAGACACCAAAGUACAAUCCGCUCGAGAAGCUUCCAGUCCUCAUCUUCGACGAUGGUCGCGAACCCAUCUACGACAGCGCCCACAUACAAGACUACAUCAUCCAGAAGUAUGCCUCCCAAGGUCCAAAGCUCAUCACUGGCGAUCUUGAUACAGACCUUCGAUUGAAGCAAGUCCAGGUGCUCAGUGAAGGAGUGAUGGAUGCGGCCGUCCUGGCAUUUUUCGAGAAAGCGAGAGAGAAGGGGUUCAGGGCAUUCGAUGAGCUUGCGAGAGCGAGGAAGGGCGACUAUCUGUUCGGCGAUCAACUGACGAUUGCGGACAUCGCGGUGGUCUGUGCGAUUGGGUUUGUUGACUUUAAUGGUGCGAUCAAGGGAUGGAGGCAGAAGUAUCCAGAGUUGGAGAAGUACUUUGUGAAGGUGGAUGAGAUUGAGUCGUUCAAGAGUACGAGACCGGUCAUGUUUGAUCUCAAGACGGAGAGUGUUCUGUAG